This is a messenger RNA of Penicillium alfredii, 246 nucleotides long. RefSeq lists its product as uncharacterized. NCBI's taxonomy places the organism in Eukaryota, Fungi, Ascomycota, Eurotiomycetes, Eurotiales, Aspergillaceae. The transcript is spliced from 2 exons. The record is from RefSeq and is a predicted model, not a curated record. The annotation marks the transcript as partial.
GCUAGAAACUCUAUCGACUCUAAUUAUACCCUUAAGAGAAAAUUAAUACACCAAAAACAAUAUCGUCGCAAAAUAAACCUAAUAAAAAAGAUAUACGAAUAUAGUAAAAUAUAUAACGUAGAUAUAUACGUGGGUAUUCGCCUCCGGGAAACUGGCCAAGGUUCAUACUACCUAACCCUAAAGAUUAUUACGGACCAGGACCUAGAGAAGGCAGUGAAGCCUAUAAAUUGUGAGGGAACAGAUUAA